Aspergillus japonicus CBS 114.51 is the source of this 1770-nucleotide messenger RNA. RefSeq names its product nucleoporin FG repeat-containing protein. The record is from RefSeq and is a predicted model, not a curated record. Gene Ontology annotation, molecular function: structural constituent of nuclear pore. Bases 121 to 1551 code for a protein of 476 amino acids. The transcript has 3 exons. Gene Ontology annotation, biological process: nucleocytoplasmic transport. Gene Ontology annotation, cellular component: nuclear pore. NCBI's taxonomy places the organism in Eukaryota, Fungi, Ascomycota, Eurotiomycetes, Eurotiales, Aspergillaceae.
UCCAUCACUACCCAUUGCGGCGCAGAUUGGCAGGUACAAAGCGCCUUUUUCUUUGUUUGUGGAUAAUUUGUGCUUGAGCACCUUACAGUCCAGUUAUUGCUACUGCCCCAACAGUGCGCAAUGUUCUCCGCAAAGCCCGCAGGCACUGGCACCGGCCUGUCCCUCAACACCGGUUCAUCCAACCUCUUUGGCGGCGGCACCAACACACAAGCGACCACACCAGCAACAACGGGCGCUUCCGGUGGCCUCUUCGGCAAUCUUGGAAAUAACAACGCAGCGCAACCAAAACCAGCCGGUGGACUCUUUGGAAACUUGGGAGGUGGCACUGCACAGCCAUCUCAACCGUCCGGAUCGAAUAUGUUUGGCGGCCAACAGCAAACGAACACUGCCACCACUGGCGGCGGCUUAUUUGGCAACACGGCGGCCACCACAUCUCAACCACAAACCGGAGGACUCUUUGGGGGAGCCACGGGCACUGCCAACACUGCGCAAAGCGGAACCACCGGUGGAGGGUUGUUUGGUGGUCUAGGCGGUGCUGCGGCCACCCAAGCUCAAUCCAAGCCGCUCUUCGGUGGCACUACGACAAACACUUCUACCACUGGAGGAGGUCUAUUCGGUGGCGCCACUCAGAACAAUGCACAGCAAACCCAGGCUCAGAAACCUACACUGGGUCUGUUCGGCAAUCAGAGCACCACUACACAACAACCCGCACAGCUCGGUGGCACCACCGUAAUUCCCGGAGUCAAGAUCGACGUCAGCAACAUCCUCCCCACAACCAAGUAUGAAAGUUGUGCGGAUGAGAUCAAGGCGGAGCUUGAGAGGUUCGAUAACUACGUGCUGGGUCAGAUCAAACUAUGCAACGAAGUCUCGAACAUGAUUCCUACCAUUGAGACACAAGGACAGAGCAUACCACACGACGUGGACUUCGUUCAGGGGAAGCUUGAAACCAUGCAACAUGCUCUGGAAAACGAUGCCCGUGAGAUUGAUCAGCUGCGCAAUCUCGUAUCGCGCGAUGCGGCCGAAGCCCAGGUUGCGUUCCGCGCCAUUGACACUCUGAAACUACCUCUACAAUAUCAGUCUACCGGCGGUGCUGGAUGGUGGACCUCUCAGAACCAGAAGACUGAUGCGCAAACGCUUCGCUCAACGCGUAAGAAUACAUUGGCCCUUCCCGAUGAUGUUGAGAGCGAUCCUGCCACUGCCACUAGCGUGAACGGGGUGCCUGUUAACCUGGUGGAUUACUUCUCCCAGCGUUCGGAUGAGAUGGGGGUUGUCCUCGAGCGCUACACUCGGAGUCUGAAGGAGAUCGAGGAUCACCUUCACGGAGUAGAGUCUACUCUGGAACGACAGAUUCAUGACUUUGUGACGGCGCGGAGUCGUGAUGGACCGGCGUCUGGAACUCCCAAGUCCAUAGUCAACGAUCUUGCUACUGUGCUUAGCGACGUGGAGGCUGGUAUCUUAGGUGUUGCCGGGCGGCUCGGCGGCGUGACCGAGCAGGUGCAGGAAGUUGUCCUGGGUCCUCCUUCGGCCGCUGAUGGCAGGCUAAACCUUUGAAGGAUGGGUAUCUACCUGAUACACACUUGCUCUGUCGGCGCUGAGUCUUUGUUUUUCUCAUUGUACAAUAUAAUGUUCUUGGCGACGGUGAAAAGCAAGGGGCCAUGGCACUUUUGUCGGUUGGUUUAGCAUGGUUUUAAUGAGGAGUUCUUUGUGUGAUGCAAUACAGGGCUAGGGGCGCCGCCGGCAUAUCAUAAUGGAAUUCAGAAUAAUCUCAAG